Chelonoidis abingdonii (Abingdon island giant tortoise) is the source of this 495-nucleotide messenger RNA. The record is from RefSeq and is a predicted model, not a curated record. NCBI's taxonomy places the organism in Eukaryota, Metazoa, Chordata, Testudines, Testudinidae.
AUGGAGGACACAGCCACAGCCCCGCUGGGCGGUGAGCCCCACUAUCACUACGGGGAGGGGAACAAGAGCAGGCCGGGAGCACAGUGUGAGUGGCCGGCAGACUGGGAGGUGUCCUUCUCGCUGCUGCCCGUGCUCUACAUGCUGGUCUUCGUGCUGGGGCUGUCAGGCAAUGGGCCGGUGAGCUUCACUGUGUGGCGGGAUCCACGAGCCAAGCGCCUCUCUGCCGACACCUACAUCGGCAACCUGGCGCUGGCCGACCUGGCCAUCGCUGUGACCCUGCCUCUGUGGGCUGCCUACAUGGCGCUGUUCUGCCACUGGCCCUUCGGCUUGGCUCUGGGGAAGCUCAGCAGCUACCUGGUGCUGCUCAACAUGUUCGCCUCCGCCUCCUGCCUGGGCUGCCUCAGCAUCCGGCGCUACCUGGCCAUCUUGCAUGUCCGCACUGCUCUCGGUGCCUGCGCUCUGCCUGCUGUCCCUGCCUGCCCUGCUGCUGCAUGA